UGGACUGGAGAUAGCUAUUUAUUUUUCAGCAUUUGCUAUCAGUGGAUGGUAUCGCAGGCCAAUCCGCAGUGCAUGUAUUGGGACAGAGACCAUUUGGGAUAGAGAUGGAAAUGGAGCUCCUGGUCUUGGCAGGACUGUUUGGACUGAGCUUGGGUCAGCAUCAUCCUCACAUGAAACCUGGAAGAACCUCCAUCGUUCAUCUUUUUGAGUGGCGCUGGGCAGAUAUUGCUACAGAGUGUGAGAGGUACCUGGCACCAAAAGGCUUUGGAGGAGUUCAGAUCUCUCCUCCCAGCGAGAGCGUUGUGGUAACCAAUCCUUGGCAUCCGUGGUGGCAGAGAUACCAACCCGUCAGCUACAACCUUUGCUCCAGAUCAGGCACUGAGGAGGAGUUGAGGGAUAUGAUCACCCGCUGCAACAAUGUUGGAGUGAACAUCUACGUGGAUGCAGUCAUCAAUCAUAUGUGUGGAACAAGUGCUGGAGAAGGCCAUCACUCUAGCUGUGGCACAUAUUUCGAUGCCAACAAGAAGAAUUUCCCCUCUGUUCCCUUCUCAUCCUGGGACUUCAAUGAUGGCAAAUGUAAAACAGCUAAUGGUGAAAUUGAGAACUACCAUGAUAUUUUUCAGGUGAGAGACUGUCGGCUGGUGAGUCUUCUGGACCUUGCCUUGCAAAAAGAUUAUGUGAGGGGAAAAGUGGCUGAAUAUAUGAACAAACUGAUUGACAUGGGUGUGGCUGGAUUCAGAGUGGAUGCUUGCAAGCACAUGUGGCCUGGUGACCUUAGUGUGGUUUAUGAUAGACUGCACAACCUCAGCACCAAAUGGUUCUCAUCUGGUCUCAAGCCCUUCAUUUACCAAGAGGUUAUUGACUUGGGUGGGGAACCCAUCAAAGCCAGUGAGUACUUUGGUCUUGGAAGGGUGACAGAGUUCAAAUACAGCGUCAAACUGGGCACCGUUGUACGCAAAUGGGAGAAUGAGAAGCUGUGCUAUCUGAAAAGUUGGGGAGAGGGCUGGGCUUUCAUGCCUUCUGAUAAGGCUGUGGUGUUUGUUGACAACCAUGACAACCAAAGAGGCCAUGGAGCUGGAGGAGCUUCUGUCCUCACAUUCUGGGAUGCCAGGCUUUAUAAAAUGGCUAUGGGUAUCAUGCUGGCUCAUCCUUAUGGUGUGACCAGAGUGAUGUCCAGCUACCGUUGGGACCGCAAUUUUGAGAAUGGAAAGGACAAGAAUGACUGGAUGGGUCCACCAAGCCACGGCAAUGGAUCCACCAAGGCUGUGCCCAUCAACCCAGACACCACAUGCGGGGAUGGCUGGGUGUGUGAACACAGAUGGCGCCAGAUCAGGAAUAUGGUGAAGUUCCGUAAUGUUGUCGACGGACAGCCUUUUUCCAACUGGUGGGACAACGGAAAUAAUCAGAUUGCCUUUGGCCGCGGCAGCCGGGGCUUCAUUGUUAUCAACAACGAUGACCGGAACCUGAACGAGGCACUUAGCACUGGCCUGCCUGGUGGCAUCUACUGUGAUAUAAUCUCCGGGGAUAAACUCAGCGGUGGGUGCACAGGGAAGCGGAUACAGGUGGACAAAGAUGGACGAGCCAACUUCAACAUCGGCAACUGGGAAGAGGACCCGUUCAUCGCCAUUCAUGUAAACGCUAAACUGUAGAUUUACUUCAACAUCUAAUAAAACCCUGAAGCUCAAAGACAGGAGUGUAAAAAAAUAAAAUAGACGUAAAUCCUUUA
Messenger RNA from Colossoma macropomum (tambaqui), 1726 nucleotides. Its product is annotated as AmyAc_bac_euk_AmyA and Aamy_C domain-containing protein. Gene Ontology annotation, molecular function: alpha-amylase activity; cation binding. The transcript has 10 exons. The record is from RefSeq and is a predicted model, not a curated record. NCBI's taxonomy places the organism in Eukaryota, Metazoa, Chordata, Actinopteri, Characiformes, Serrasalmidae. Gene Ontology annotation, biological process: carbohydrate metabolic process. The coding region runs from base 105 to 1649 and encodes 514 amino acids.